Messenger RNA from Lineus longissimus, 1696 nucleotides. RefSeq lists its product as uncharacterized. NCBI's taxonomy places the organism in Eukaryota, Metazoa, Nemertea, Pilidiophora, Heteronemertea, Lineidae. The transcript has 5 exons. Bases 524 to 1576 code for a protein of 350 amino acids. The record is from RefSeq and is a predicted model, not a curated record.
AAACGAUUUAGAUAUACAUGUAUCACGAGUGUCAGUGUCCGGUUCGCUUGGUCUUAGCUGGGACAGGUAUUCAAUUAGCCGCAUAAAAUAUCAUAACUCUCUAUAGGGACAGGCAAAGGCACUCCGAAACUUGGACGUAUAGAGUGAAUCAAGAGGACAAUCAGAACAUACUGACAUGAACUUGCUGAGGACGACCACAAACUUAUAUCAAAACUCUUCGAGGAUAAAGCUAGGAACAUCCUGACCAGGUUUGUGCAUUUUAUCACCCCAGCUAUACAUUUAAAGGGGGACUGAAUAGACCGUGAGGUUCAGGCGAGCUUAUAUAACGACUUGAUGGGGACACCCUUCAACUUUGGAUACGACCUGACGCUUAUUGGCGUAACCUGCAUUGACUCAGCAGCUCCACGCUGAAGACAACUGAGAUAAAACGGAAAGACAACUAGUCGAUAGACUACACUCAGAAACUCAGUUCUGAAUACUUGCGCAUUAUACGACUCUUGGCGCAUUUAGCCCAAUCAUUUCGAUGCGAAAAUCGAAUGAGGAAACCUUCUGUGUAAGUCCACAUGGUCCCCGAAAUGGAUAUAUGGAGAGGACAGUUUGCACCAGACUGUUGUCCUUACUUCUCGUUACAAGCGGAGUGAGCUUCUCCAAUGCAACUCCAACAACAAAACAGAGAGUUAUCACAACGACAUGUGAAUUCGGGCGUGGCCGCGGCACUCGGCACCUCUUUCCCGAACUGGACUCGUCUGGUCUCAUCACAUCCCCGAACUGGCCAGGGACGUACUUGCCGAAGACAGCCGCCUGUCGGGUCGCGCUCACUACCUGCCAGAACUGUUAUAUUGACUUUGGGUUUGAGAGUUUGGACCUGCCUGAUUGUGAUGGGGAAUUGUUCAGUAAUUAUACGGCGUUGGAGUUGGAGAAAAGGUGUGGUGAGAAACAGGGAUGCGACUAUAUUUUAAUGAAAGAUGGCAACAAAUCGGCCGAUGUAUUCACUGGGUCGCUAACUGGUCAUGUUUACGUCCCAAUGUCGAACAAUGUCGAACUGCAGUUCUGCUCCACCAAGACGAAGUCAGAGUCAGCAAGACAAUGGAGGAUUAGCUACGUCAUCAGAGAGACAGGGAUCCCGAAGUCCUGUUACUACAGUGUCGAGCUGAGGCACACAUGCGCAGAUGGGAAAUGCACUGAUUCACUAGAGGAUUGCGCAAUGGAAAUCUCGCUCUACCCUCCUACUCAUCCAUCCCCUCCAGCCAUCCCGGACCACGCCCUUAUCGGGAUUGUGGGCUUCCUGGUGUUUGUCAUCCUGGUCGUCAUCCUCGGGCUCACGUGUAACCAGAGCAUUCGUGUGGCGGUCAAGUAUCUCAAGUAUAAACUUCAAAAGGAGUCGGAUCACAGCAUCAAGGCAGACAGUGAGACGUCCUUCGAGGACAGUGAUGUCGAGAGCGACUGUUCAGAGGAUAUAAACAGUCAGGGCAGGGACACUCUCCGCCCCGUGGCGAGGGCAGACCUCCCUCAUGUAGGGGUCAAGUGUAAGGAAUGCUUCCAUUGUGACUUUCUAUCACCAUGGGAACAUUAUUAGACCACGGGAGGAAUAGUCAGGGAAGGGACACUCUGAAUUCCAUGCCAAGAAAGGACCUUCCUAUUGUGGGGUUAAAGAAUAUGACCAAUUUGUAUGACAAAUUAUAGUUUAUUGUUUAUC